Penicillium macrosclerotiorum is the source of this 1206-nucleotide messenger RNA. Its product is annotated as RNA-binding protein. Gene Ontology annotation, biological process: mRNA splice site recognition. NCBI's taxonomy places the organism in Eukaryota, Fungi, Ascomycota, Eurotiomycetes, Eurotiales, Aspergillaceae. Gene Ontology annotation, cellular component: cytosol. Gene Ontology annotation, molecular function: mRNA binding. The transcript is spliced from 5 exons. The record is from RefSeq and is a predicted model, not a curated record. Bases 1 to 1206 code for a protein of 401 amino acids.
AUGUCUUUCCAGAACUUCGAUUCCUUCCCUAACCAGGCCGACGCUGGCGCUGCUGCCCCCGGUGCCCCGGCCCCUGCCGACACCACCAUGACCGGCCAGGGUGAGGCUGGUGCUCCCUUCCAGGGCGCCGCUCCUGGUGAGCCCGCGGCUGCUGUUCCCCAGCAAGGCGCUGAUGGCAAGACUACCCUCUGGAUGGGUGAGCUUGAGCCUUGGAUUGAUGAGAACUUCAUCCGCAACCUGUGGUUCCAGAUGGGUGAGCAGGUCAACGUCAAGAUGAUCCGUGACAAAUUCUCUGGGAGCAAUGCUGGAUACUGCUUUGUCGACUUCGCCUCCCCGGCCGCUGCCGCUAAGGCUCUUUCCCUGAACGGCACCCCCAUGCCCAACACCAACCGUGUCUUCAAGCUGAACUGGGCUACCGGCGGCGGCCUUGCGGACCGCAGCCGUGAUGACCGUGGCCCCGAGUACUCCAUCUUCGUUGGUGACCUCGGCCCGGAGGUUAACGAAUACGUCCUUGUCUCGCUUUUCCAGAGCCGUUUCCCCUCGUGCAAGUCUGCCAAGAUCAUGACCGACCCCAUCAGCGGCAUGUCCCGUGGCUACGGUUUCGUCCGCUUCUCGGAUGAGAACGACCAGCAGCGUGCACUCACCGAGAUGCAGGGAGUCUACUGCGGUAACCGUCCCAUGCGCAUUUCCACUGCCACCCCCAAGAACAAGGGCCCCGGUGUCGGCGCUGCCAACAUGGGCAUGCCCGGCCCUGCCGGCAUGUAUCCCCCGAUGGGUGGUCCCCCUAUGGGCUUCUACGGUGCUCCCCAGCCCAUGAACCAGUUCACUGACCCCAACAACACAACCGUCUUCGUCGGCGGUCUGUCGGGCUACGUGACUGAGGAUGAGCUCCGCUCUUUCUUCCAGGGCUUCGGCGAGAUCACCUACGUCAAGAUCCCCCUGGCAAGGGCUGCGUUCGUCCAGCGCCACGCUGCCGAGAUGGCCAUCAACCAGAUGCAGGGCUACCCUAUCGGUAACUCCCGUGUCCGCCUGAGCUGGGGCCGUUCCCAGAACAACUCUGGCCCGGCUGGUAGCCCCUACCGUCCGGCUCCCCCGCCUCCCCCCAUGUACCCCUCCAUGGGCAUGCCCCCGGCCCACCAGUAUGGCGGGUUUGCCCCGAUGAAGGUUAGCAGUCACCCUGGCAGCCCGGCCCCCGAACACUCGUGA